AUGCCGUUUGUUCCAAUUGGGAGCCGCAAGGCUCACACACUUCUACUGGACCAUGACAAGGAUCGCAUCCGAGCACAAAUGCAGUCCAAGGAUGAGGCAGUGGUGGCGGAGCACUAUGGCCUGGCACCCAGUGUCAGGGGCUAUCGCUUCGGAAAUCAUCCCAUGACGCGAGGGCCUGUGAGGGGGCCAGAGGUGCCUUUCAAGGAGGCAACAAAACACUGGAAACCCUCCGAAGUCGAAAAGCAGGGACCAAUGGCAAAGGUAGACUUCAAACAAGCGAAGAUGGGCGCUUAUUGGGACCCGGAUGCGCCAAUUGAUGCCAACUGUGAUCCAACAUGA
Cladocopium goreaui is the source of this 339-nucleotide messenger RNA. NCBI's taxonomy places the organism in Eukaryota, Dinophyceae, Suessiales, Symbiodiniaceae. The record is from the annotation of a GenBank genome assembly.